This is a messenger RNA of Schizosaccharomyces osmophilus, 1572 nucleotides long. It is a transcript of the gene agp3, whose product is annotated as plasma membrane leucine transmembrane transporter Agp3. The transcript has 2 exons. Lineage: Eukaryota; Fungi; Ascomycota; Schizosaccharomycetes; Schizosaccharomycetales; Schizosaccharomycetaceae. Gene Ontology annotation, biological process: amino acid transmembrane transport. Gene Ontology annotation, cellular component: membrane. Gene Ontology annotation, molecular function: amino acid transmembrane transporter activity. Bases 1 to 1572 code for a protein of 523 amino acids. The record is from RefSeq and is a predicted model, not a curated record.
AUGCAGGAAUCUGAAUCAGACAUCGAAAAGAAAAGUUCGGAAACCGAGCCGUCCGUUGAAGUCGUAGCCGAGCAAUUGGAAGAAUAUAAACAUGGCGUGAAACGAAAACUAAAGUCGAGGCAUCUCAGUAUGAUGGCUUUGGCUGGUAUCAUCGGUCCUGGAUUGCUUGUUGGAUCGGGCGGUGCACUCGCAAAUGGAGGUCCUGCGUCUCUUUUAAUUGGAUUUUCUGGUGUUGGGAUCAUAGCAUUUAGUGUAAUGCAGUCAUUAGGAGAAAUCACCACCAUGUAUCCAACUGGAGGAGCUUUCACAGAACUUUCAGACCGAAUGGUCGAUAAAGCAUUUGGGGUCGUCGUCGGCUGGUACUAUUUUAUCAACUGGGUAGCCGUUUUGUCCAAUGAAUACAACACAUUAACAAGUAUAUUUUUAUUCUGGAGUGAUAAAGUGCCAGUUUGGGGCUAUUUUCUCCUCUUUUGGGUUUUUUUCCUUUCAUUUCAACUUUUAGGGGUAGAGGCAUUUGGCGAAGCAGAAUUUUGGCUUGCUCUAAUAAAACUGUUGGGACUUGUCGCCUACUUUAUGUUUUCCAUCAUUUAUGCGGCAGGAGGCCUGGUACAUCAGAAGGGCGCAUUGGGCUUUCGGUAUUGGCACAACCCUGGCCCAUUUGUGCACGGAUUUAGAGGAGUUGCAUCCGUUUUUACAUACUGCUCUUCCUUUUAUUCUGGAUGUGAAUCCGUUGGCGUAGCUGCCACAGAAACAAAGAACCCUCAAGUCGCAGUACCCCGUGCUAUCCGGCAAGUAUUUUGGCGAAUUCUUUUCGUUUAUGUUGGAUCUGCAUUUUUCUUUGGACUUACUUGUCCUUCCAAUUCACCAGAGUUGUCUGGUGGUUCUAGUGGUACUCUAAAAAGUCCCAUGACAAUAGCAAUCCAAAUUGCGGGCUGGGAAGGAGGUGGUCAUUUAAUCAACGCUUUUAUUUUUAUAACAAGCCUUUCUAGUGUAAACAGUUCUAUUUACAUUGGGUCACGUACAAUCCUCUUUAUGGCUCGUGAACGAAAAGCACCUCGCAUAUUGGGUAGAGUAAAUAAGCGAGGCGUACCUAUCUAUGCCGUUGUUUUUACCAAUCUAUUUGGCGCCCUAUCAUUGAUGAACGUCAGCACCGGAGCACAAAAAGCCUAUAACUAUAUUGUAAAUUUGAGCGGUGUUUCAACCUUCCUGGUUUGGGGAUCUAUCUCAUUUAUUCAUAUCCGGUUUCGACGUGCAUGGAAAGUACAAGGACACCAUACUGACGAGCUGUUAUACAAAUCGUUUUUGUUUCCAUGGAAUGCUUAUUUUGGUUUAGCAGCUACUGUUUUUUUGGCACUAAUUCAAGGUUGGACCUCACUAAGUCCAUUUAAUGCAGCUAGUUUCGUUGAUUCGUAUAUUUUGUUGCCACUUUUUCCUAUUAUUUAUUUUACGUACAAAUUCUUUGCGAAGACACGGUUUUGGAGACUUUCUGAAAUUGACCUCGGAACAAACCGCUCAGAUCCAAGCUCUCAGCUAGAUUCUUGGAUGGCAGACGAUGAAAAGAGCAUGAAAUAA